Molecule: messenger RNA, 3149 nt
Organism: Archocentrus centrarchus (flier cichlid)
Lineage: Eukaryota; Metazoa; Chordata; Actinopteri; Cichliformes; Cichlidae
Product: major histocompatibility complex class I-related gene protein-like
Exons: 7
Coding region: 105-1256 (383 amino acids)
Biological process (GO): immune response
Cellular component (GO): external side of plasma membrane
Source: RefSeq, a predicted model, not a curated record
UUUGUUUUGUUUUGGUUUUUUUUCCUUCCUCGUUUCAUCUUCAGCUCCAGCCUGGAGCUCGGAGGAGAUACGCGAUAAAUAAAAUGUAGCUGUUAGUUUAUCAAAUGGCUUUUGGCUUUUUAAUGAAGCCUUUUCUGUUUCUUUUUCUCGUGGAAAUACGUGUCGCGGCGGGAGAGAAUUACUCACUAAAGUAUUACCACACUGCGUUUUAUGGAAGAAUGAACAACCCAGAAUUUUUUACUCUUCAGAUGGUUGAUGAUGUUCAGAUAAAUCACUGGGACAGCAUCACCAACAAAAAAGUGACCAAACAGGAGUGGAUGAAGAGCAUCACAGAAGAGGAUCCACAGUACUGGGAGAGUCAGACUGAAGUCUGUGUGGACCAGCAGCAGUGGUUCAGAGACAACACUGAAAUGAUAAAGAAGCACUUGAACCAUACUGAAGAUACCCUCACCUUACAGUACAUGUACGGCUGUACCUGGAAUGAUCAGACUGGUGAUGUUUUUGUUUAUCAAAAAUUUGGCUAUGAUGGAGAAGACUUAUUAGUUUGGGACAUCGGGACAAAUUCAUGGGUCACUGCACAGCAGAAAGCACAUCAGACUAAAGUCAGGUGGAACCAUGAAACAGCUAAGUUGGAGCACACAAAGAAGUACCUCACCAAGGACUGUCCUCAGUACCUGAAGAAGUAUGUGGACUAUGGGAGGAGCUCUCUGAAGAGAACAGUUCCUCCCUCAGUGUCUCUGCUCCAGAAGACUCCCUCCUCUGACAUCACCUGCCACGCUACAGGUUUCUAUCCUGACGAAACCAAAAUGGUCUGGAGGAGAGAUGGAGAGGAACUCCAUGAAGGUGUGGUCAAAGGAGAGAUCCUUCCCAACAAUGAUGAGACCUUCCAGAUGAGCAUUGACCUAAAUAUUAGUUCUGUUCCACCUGAAGACUGGAGGAGGUAUGACUGUGUGUUUCAGCUCUCUGGUGUGAAUGAAAUCAUCACCAAACUGGACAAAGCAAAGAUCAGGACCAAUGAAGCCUCGGCAGCAGCACAUCUCAUCACCAUUGUCAUCUCCACUGCAGCCUUCAUUGUCUUCAUUGGAUGUGUGAUCGGAUUCAUUAUUUACAAAAUUAAAUCUGAUAAGAAGACUCCACCUAAGUCUGCAGAAUCACAGAGCCUGACAGGUUCAACAACUUCCUCAGGUUCAACUUCCUCAGAUUUACCAACUGUAACUGUCACACAUGGUAGAGUCUCUAUAGUACACCCAAUGUAGCUUUGUGUGAUACAGCAUGUUUUUAUCAUCAUCUUGUGCUUUUGCAACUUUCUACUUUGAGACAUUUUGAGUUCUUGAAACAUUUCUGCACCGUUCAGCUGCUCUGACUCAGCAGCUGAGACUUCAGGUAUAAACCUGCCAUCACCUUCAUGUUACACAUGAUGCUUCUUCCUGCAGUUCACUGUUUCCAGGUUACAGUUUUAUCUCAAUGAAGCCUCCUCAGAGGGAACAACAGAGAUGCUGAAAGCAGCCUUUGACCAAGAUUUAGAUGUAAUAAGACAGACCUGCUACUAUUUCUAACUGAACUAAUCAUUAUGACAGUGAACAUCUCCUCACCUGCUGUUUCUUGUGUUGUAAGAAACAGAGUGCUGCCACAAUUAUGGCUUCCAUGCAGGGAUUUUAAAUUGUAUAACUGGUGACGUUUGUGUGGAGAUAGUCGUGGCCCAGUGGUUCAGAAAACUGUCCUUGUGUUUGUGUGAAGGCUCAUGUUGAGUUUUGUAUUUCAGCCUUCAAGCUGAGUGUUGUGGUUUCUUCUUUCUUUAGUCUAAUUGUACCAAAGAGGGUUUAAACUGCAGCAACGUACAUGCAGUCAUCUUGGUGCUGUAUCAGUGUGUUGGGGUUUAUUUUUUAUUCAACGAAUAAAAUGGCAAAUGUUUAAAAGUAAACUCCAGGAAAUUAAUUAAUAAGCAGCGGCUGAAGCAAAUAAUGGACAAUUAAAUAAAUAUAUUAGACAGAGAGCAGACAGAUGGGAGACCAGUGGUCUCCAGACUAACUUCACGGCCUUUGGGAGAUAUGUUUAACUUAUCCUCAAAGGUUUUGACAAAACAUGAACAUCUGUGUCUAAGGAGGGAAGGGUGUGUGGGGGCCACUGCUCCCUAAAGAGAAUAAAGCUGCCAUGUCAUGAUUAGGAACAUGUGAGGGAGGAAGGCAGGUGUGUUUUUUUUUAAGCGGAGCUUUUAUUGCUGAUUGGAGAAGCUUGUGCCACGAUGCUGGAACCAACCAUGGACGAACCAAUCUGAGAAGGCCAAGUCUAAACCACGGCUCUCUCCAACUGUUGUUGAAUUGAUGGUGCUUGUAGUAUAAAACUGUAUGUCUAGCUAGAGAUUUCGCUCUUCUGUGGAGGGGAGCACAGGCAGCUGUUUGGAAGACCCUCAACCGAUUGCUGUGUAAACACAAUUCAUCUGAUUCUUUAAUAUAUUCACAAAAUAAAAAAAAACACACACUGACAAAUGCUUUUUUUUAAAAAAGCCUUAAUUUUCUAGUUUUAACACUUUGAAUUUUCUAAACACGCCUCAUUGAUGAAUGCUGAAUCUUUAUCUGAACAGCAGAAACAGAGAAUAAACUGUUUCUGUUUUGAAAUGGAAGAAGACUUUUUUUUUUUUAUUCCAGCCAAGACACAACAUGUACAAAAGACCCCUCACAACACAAAUAAACCAAAUAUUUACUUUUGUCAUAGAAAUAAAUGAGUGAUGUCAUGAAUAUUUUUCUAUGUGAAAUUUCUCAGAUUAAUUUGUAUAACUUUAUAAUGUAGGUGCCUGCAGGCCCUGAAGAAGAAAGAUUAUGUCUGUAGUAAUGAUGUGUUUAUUUAUCACAGUGGGGGGUCUGAGUGUGAAUAUUAUCAUGAUUCACUUUUAAUGCUACUUUCAGCUCUCCUUUAUUGCAGCCUGUAGCUCUGCAGGUUUGAUUUGGGAGAGUUUUCCUUCACAUGAUCCAAAAUUAAAGGGGAGUUGUGUCUCCAUUUGGAAUUGAACCAGCAACUUUUUGCUUGCUCCUGAUUUAUGUGCACUUUACGAUUACUGAUUUUUAAUAAGCACCAACAUGAGUUUCGGAAUUAAUCAAAUCUAUAAUUGAAAGAUGGAUAUUUUGCUGUAGUGUAUAAAUAAGGUAUUAAAA